Messenger RNA from Rattus rattus (black rat), 1355 nucleotides. It is a transcript of the gene Plac1, whose product is annotated as placenta enriched 1. The transcript has 3 exons. The coding region runs from base 522 to 1043 and encodes 173 amino acids. The record is from RefSeq and is a predicted model, not a curated record. Lineage: Eukaryota; Metazoa; Chordata; Mammalia; Rodentia; Muridae.
ACACAGACAUUGGACAACUUUAGGACAGGAACACUGACCUUCCGUGGGAUUGCUUAAGGCAUUAACCCAAAAUUUGGAUAAAUAUUUCAAGACUCUUGGCUGAGAAGGAGCCUGCCUAGCUCAAUUAGGAAGUUGGAGACACCUGGUGCAUUUGGGCGCCACAGGUUCGCUGUGCAGCUUGGGAGUUAGGAAAGUGGGCGGGAAAAGGGAGAGGGUGAACACACAGCCAUCGCCUGAAAGGCAUAUAUAUAACUGGAGAGUUCAGGAAUCGAAGAUCCAAGUCUAAGAGACCUGCUCAUCCUCUCGCUACCCCUUCCCUCGUGCUCCACACGGAGAGAGCAGGACUAACAGCCUCAGAAUUCUCAGAAAGCCAAAGAUUUCUUUUUUUAACUGCCUUCAGCAGUGAGCACAAAGCCACAUUUCAAAGGAGACUGACAAAUUGUCCCCAGCUGCCAGAAGGAGAAUCCCUUCCUGGACGCUUUCCUGUCUCCAGUGAGUUGUCACCCAACCCUGCUGCAAGAAUGAAACUCAUCAAGUUCCUCGGAGGUGUGGUCUUCUUCACCCUCAUGUUCUCUGGCUACUCUGAGCAAAACCAAGUGAAUGUGCUGUGCUCAACAGAUUGGUUCAUGGUCACCGUCCAUCCCUUCUUGCUGAAUAAUGAUGUGUUCGUUCACUUUUAUGAGGUGCACUUGGGCCUUGGCUGUCCUCCUAAUCAUAUUCACCCACAUUUCUACCAGUUCAACUACCGAGUUACCGAAUGUGGCAUCCGCAUCAAGGCCGUCUCUCCAGAUGUCGUUAUCUACAGCUCUGAGAUUCACUAUGCUUCCAAGGUCACAUCUGCGAGAUAUGUGAUUCCUGUGUCCUGUGCUGCUCCUCGCCGGUCCCCUUGGCUCACUAAGCCCUACUCCGCGAAAGCACCUAGCAGUAACAUGGGCGCAACCCCGAAGAAUGAUACUUCCUACCACGUGUUCACCUUGCCAGAGCCUAGCCAACAGCCCAACUGCAGCUGCCCGCCUUAUGUCGUCAAUCAGAAGAGCAUGUAAACCCCACAUCAUGGGACAGAGUCUUUGGAGGUCCAUCUUGUGUAGUCAUCUGACUGUGCAAAUAUUUCUGGGGACUAGUGUGUUCACUCAGAUGAUCUGAGGAAACCCAUAUAGUGCCCAGAUUUGAGGGCUUCUGAAAAUUCUGUUUCUAAGAAUUAGUAUGCAGUAUUUUUUACUCUCAGCCAAAUAAAUGCCAUUACAGCUCUUUUAGGGGAGUUUUGGAAAGGGGCGAUUCAUAUAUAGCUGAUUGUAACUUUUUUUAACUAUUUUUGUAUCUUUUAAAACAAUAAUAAAGUUUUGAUUGGCAUUGAA